Molecule: messenger RNA, 1677 nt
Organism: Corylus avellana
Lineage: Eukaryota; Viridiplantae; Streptophyta; Magnoliopsida; Fagales; Betulaceae
Product: delta-aminolevulinic acid dehydratase, chloroplastic
Biological process (GO): heme biosynthetic process
Cellular component (GO): cytosol
Molecular function (GO): zinc ion binding; porphobilinogen synthase activity
Source: RefSeq, a predicted model, not a curated record
CGACAGAAAGAUAAUCAAAUGCCAGCGUCCUCACUCAUCUUUUGCGUACAGCCCUCCUCUCAUUGGCUUCCCUCAGUUUCCCCUCAUCCGAUAAGGUCCUCUCGAGAUCUCCCGCGGCUUCUUCGCAUCCAAGACAUUCGGUUAGUAUUGGGAUAAUCUAUGGCCUCGAGUAUCGUUAAUGUGCCUUGCAAUGUUCAAGCAAUUAAGGGUUUGGAUUGCCAGAACUAUAUUGGACUUAGACCAUCAAGGAAUUUGAAGUUCAAUUGUGUUAGGACUGGAACAACAGCUCGCCGGCCUCGUCUUUUCGUUGUAAGAGCGAGUGAGAAGAAUGAUGGACCAGUUAAGAAGAUGGGAUUGAGUGAUGAGGAAUGUGAGGCUGCUGUUGUGGCUGGGAACGUGCCGAAAGCCCCUCCUGUGCCCCGCAAGCCGGCAGCACCAGUUGGAACUCCUGUGGUCCCUUCACUUCCACUGAAUCGACGUCCUCGUCGUAACCGCAAGUCACCUGUACUGCGGGCAGCGUUCCAGGAGACACAAUUAUCACCUGCAAAUUUUGUCUAUCCACUUUUUAUUCAUGAAGGUGAGGAGGACACACCUAUUGGCGCUAUGCCUGGAUGUUAUAGGCUUGGGUGGAGACAUGGACUUGUGGAAGAGGUUGGAAAGGCUCGGGAUGUCGGUGUCAAUAGUGUUGUGCUCUUCCCCAAAGUUCCAGAUGCUCUGAAGUCUUCGGCGGGAGAUGAAGCAUACAACGACAAUGGUUUAGUGCCUCGAGCAAUACGGUUGCUCAAAGACAAAUACCCUGAUCUCGUGAUCUACACUGAUGUUGCUUUAGAUCCUUACUCCUCUGAUGGCCAUGACGGUAUUGUCCGAGAAGAUGGUGUUAUAAUGAACGAUGAGACUGUACACCAAUUGUGUAAGCAGGCUGUUUCCCAGGCCCGAGCUGGAGCCGAUGUGGUCAGUCCAAGUGACAUGAUGGAUGGACGCAUAGGAGCCAUUCGAGAAGCUUUGGAUGCUGAAGGCUUUCAGCAUGUCUCGAUAAUGUCUUAUACAGCGAAAUAUGCAAGUUCUUUUUAUGGUCCAUUUAGGGAAGCACUCGACUCAAAUCCGCGCUUUGGAGACAAAAAAACUUAUCAGAUGAAUCCGGCCAAUUAUAGAGAGGCUCUGGUUGAGACCCAUGAAGACGAGUCAGAAGGCGCUGAUAUCCUCUUGGUGAAGCCAGGGCUGCCUUAUUUGGAUAUUAUAAGACUUCUCCGAGAUAACUCUUCUUUGCCAAUUGCUGCAUAUCAGGUUUCGGGUGAGUACUCAAUGAUCAAGGCCGGUGGGGUUUUGAAGAUGAUUGACGAAGAAAAGGUUAUGAUGGAGUCACUAAUGUGUCUCCGACGGGCUGGUGCUGACAUCAUCCUUACAUAUUUUGCUCUACAAGCUGCUAAAUGUUUAUGUGGUGAAAAGAGGUGAGACUUUUUAUAAUAAAAUAGCGCACUGUUUUAUGUGAAAAACCUUAAAAAAACUUGAAUUUUUCAUGACAUGAGAAUUGAACUGAAAUUGGAAAUGAACAUGUGCCGUCUGUCGUUUCUAUACAGCUGAAGUAAUGUAGGUGCUUGAGUGCAGAGUGUACUCUUGUUUAGUCCACAUGACAAUACAAUAAAGAUGUAAUCUAGAGUAAAACAUCCAGCUUUCUGA